AUGUCGACCUGUGACGAAACCGUGUGGGCAACAAUUCUGGCCCCCAAUGAUGCAGUGAUCCUACAAGAAUCGAGGUUCGUCGGCCCUCCUUUAUCUGACCGGACCCGACGAAUCCAUAAACGACGUUUGAAUCGGUCUAGUGACCAAGAAGAGCAACAUCUCUCACUGUCCCCCGUGUCAAGCACCUCGAGGUUUGAUCCAUUUGUCGGUAUGCCGGAGCACCUUAUCUCGCUCGCCACCCCCGGAAUUUUGGGUACAAUCUGGAUGUGUGUCACGCAUUCGUCGAACGUAUCGGCCUGGUAUGGUACAUCCAGCGUGUUAUUGCCGACGGGGUUAAUGUUGUUCAUCCGCGGAACAUCGGUGUUUAAGACGAAGAAGGUCAAGCUAUACGUUGGAAAUCCAACCAUUGCUGAUAACUGGGACGAUACGGACGGCCUCAUAUGUCACGCAUAUCCCUGGGUUCCGAAAGGCUACCCCAUUGACCGCAGUAGGAAAUGA
Molecule: messenger RNA, 498 nt
Organism: Penicillium concentricum
Lineage: Eukaryota; Fungi; Ascomycota; Eurotiomycetes; Eurotiales; Aspergillaceae
Exons: 2
Coding region: 1-498 (165 amino acids)
Source: RefSeq, a predicted model, not a curated record